Messenger RNA from Terrapene triunguis (Three-toed box turtle), 788 nucleotides. RefSeq names its product peptide deformylase, mitochondrial. The transcript is spliced from 2 exons. Gene Ontology annotation, biological process: N-terminal protein amino acid modification; peptidyl-methionine modification. Gene Ontology annotation, cellular component: mitochondrion. Gene Ontology annotation, molecular function: peptide deformylase activity. Bases 7 to 705 code for a protein of 232 amino acids. NCBI's taxonomy places the organism in Eukaryota, Metazoa, Chordata, Testudines, Emydidae. The record is from RefSeq and is a predicted model, not a curated record.
CCCGGCAUGGCGGCGUGCGGCGCUCGGCCGCCCUUCGCGCACGCGCUGAGCCGCUGGCGCCCGGCCCGGGCGCAGGCCCGAGGCCUCCAGGCCGGGCCGCCCAAGCCGCGCAACUGCUGGGGGUUCCUGGGGCGCCCGCUGGUGGCGCCCCCGCAGCCGCCCUACGAGCGCGUGUGCCAGGCCGGGCACCCGGUGCUGCGCGGCGCCGCCGCCGCCGUGGAGCCCGCGCUGCUGGGCGGCGCCGAGGUGCAGCGCCUGAUCCGCGCGCUGGUGCGGGUGAUGCGGCGGCUGCCGAGCCAGGGGCUGAGCGCGCCGCAGCUCGGGGCGCCCCUGCAGGUCUUCGUGGCGGAGCUGCCGGAGCGGCUGCUCCUGGAGACCAGCCCGGGCCUGCGGGAGGCCAGGCAGAUGGCCCCGUUCCCGCUCCGAGUGUUCGUGAACCCGGCCAUGCGGGUGCUGGACUCCCGCCUGGUCUCCUUCCCCGAGGGCUGCGAGAGCAUCGCGGGCUUCGCCGCCUCGGUGCCCCGCUACCGGGCGGUGCAGGUGUCAGGCCUGAAUGAGGCAGGAGAUCCCGUUUCUUGGCAGGCAAGCGGGUGGGCGGCCCGCAUCGUCCAGCAUGAGAUGGACCACCUGCAGGGCAUCCUGUACAUCGACAAAAUGGAGAGCCAGACCUUUGUGAACACGCGCUGGACGGAGGUGAACGAGUGAGCCCCUCACGGGCGGCUGGAGUGACCGGCUUGGGUUGUAAUGGGGUGUGUCUUCCACUCUCCUACCGACAGCAAGGAAAAUAA